Xenia sp. Carnegie-2017 is the source of this 888-nucleotide messenger RNA. RefSeq lists its product as uncharacterized. The record is from RefSeq and is a predicted model, not a curated record. NCBI's taxonomy places the organism in Eukaryota, Metazoa, Cnidaria, Anthozoa, Malacalcyonacea, Xeniidae. Bases 36 to 581 code for a protein of 181 amino acids. The transcript is spliced from 6 exons.
GGAAACAUUGAACGCCACUUGCAGCGACCACAACAAUGUGGUUUUAUUUUAUGUCGCACGUUGCUUACCAUCUAACCAGAUGGUUUCCAAAAGAUGAUCGACAAAGAAUACGAAUUACUUUGGUUCUGCUUUCGCUGAUAUUUAUUGUACCACAGGUGUAUGUCCUGAUGUUGGACAAAACAACACGGUAUUGUGAUCAACCCCUCUUGGAGAUAGCUGUCGCCUCUCUAAUUUUUACGUUUGGCAUGAUAGCAUUUACAAUUCUCUUCACAAUGAUGGAACCUGUUCCUUGGCAACUAAAGAUUGCAUUCCAUUUUUUUGGUUUUGCUUCUUUCCUCAUGGGUCUUGUGCAGUUUGGUUCAACAAUGUCCUCUAAUGAUUGUUGGUUCAACACUCCAGAGUUGUAUUCCUUAUCAUUGUCAUUUAGUAUUAUUGCCAUAUUGACCACAGUGUUUUUAUUGAUGAUGUUGCCUUUUUGGUUGAUCAAUUAUUUCUUUCCUCAUUCGGUAUUGAGUCGAAAAGAAAGAAGAGGAAUGUGCUAUGAACCAGUUAAGUGCUGCACAUGCCUCUGGCAUAUAUAGUAAUACAAACCAAAUUCUUCACGUGAUCAAUUGUUUUAUAAAAAAUCCAUCUCAUCACAUGUAAAUAUUGUAUAUUGAGUUGUUCAUAAUGAAUGACAAAUUAUGAUUCCUAAAGUUUGGGUUCUGGUACUUCUGUGAGCCAGUUUUCAGAGCAGUAAUUGUCAAGCGGAUCGUAAUCUAUUUUUUUCAGUUGGAUGUAUUGCGAGCUAGUUUAGCUCGAGCUUCACGUAUUUUUGUAACUUCGUAAUUUUGUUGAAUCUUAUGCUGCGAUAGGAAGUAUACAGUGUUUCUCAAUUGUGUUUGAGCU